ACCACAAGCAGACUGGAGCAGAGGUUUCUGCCGCGUCUCCAUCCGGCACCCGGGUCUAAAAUGGCCGCCGAAGCUCUGAGUCACCCGCUCCGUCGUCCCGCUUGUCUCACCCUGCUCUCUCCGUGCGGCUGGUCCCAGCGGCUCAGGAGGGACGGUCCAGUGGAGGGAGCAACGAGAAGAGGCUCCUGUCAGGCUCACCAGGAGGGAUCACGUCAUGGCCGGAGGAGCCAUCCACAAAUCGAGGCCACGGCUUGUAGGUGGUGGUCAGGCCUCAACCCGCAGGAGCCAGGAUACCGGCUCCCCGAUUCCACAGCGCUGGCCCACCACAAGCACGGCCAUCUCCUCUGCAGGGUUUACAGAAAGUAUGACAGCUAGUGACGACUACCAUUCCCUGACCCAGGGUCUCUCUAGCCUGGAUUUCUCUGGGGACCAUGUACCUUGCAAACUUCUCCUGAGUGGUGACACUGCAUUCCCAGUGCUUGUAAGUCCAUCACAAGACGUCCUUAUUGGUGCUGGUUCCUAUGGCAUGGGAAGGGUUGUUGUCCUGGGCCAUGAGUUAUAUUUCAGCCAGCCGCAAUUCAUAGAUUUCCUGAAAAAUGCAAUAUCCUGGCUGAUGCCAUCCUCAAGAACGGUCAUUGGUGUCACCGCCAGUGUCAGUAGCCUAGAAGAGACUCUCUCUUCCAUUGGAUACCAAGUUGAGAAGAAUGCUAGCCCUAAAGAAGAUCUGGCUGUGCUCUGUACAUCCGGAUAUGAUGACAGUGAAGCAAAUGAGAUUGUCUCAUUUGUGAGAAGAGGUGGGGGUUUGCUUAUUGGAGCACAAGCUUACCAAUGGGCUGCUGACCACAAACAAGACAACGUUCUGUGUAAUUUUCCUGGAAACAAAAUUACAUCUGUGGCUGGGAUCUACUUCACUGACAUGUAUGGAGAGAGAGGAAAUUUCUGUGUGAGCAAAAACAUGCAAUGGUGCCCAUUUUACAAAGAGUUGAACUUUUCAGCAGAUUUAAAGCAACUCAUGGAAGGUGUUCAAAAUCUGGACCUCACUGGGGGUGGCCUUCUCUCCGAACUUCUGCUUCAUGGACCUCUGACAUUCCCAGUAGGUCUGACCAAAAACAAUCAAUGUUUCAUUGGCGCUGGAUACUAUGGCAAAGGGCGUGUUUUUGUGGGAACACAUGAAGGCAUGCUACUCAGACCAGAAUUCAAGACCCUCAUUCUGAACGCCAUAUCAUGGCUGGGAAAGGGGAAAAAGGGAACAAUUGGUGUUAACUCAAAUUAUCGAGAUCUUGUACCUGUAUUACAGAAUGGAGGAUUCACUUGUGAAAUAUCACAACUGCUUUCUAAGCACAGUGUAUACUGCUGUACAUCUUACAGUGACAAAGAGGCAAACAAAAUCAAUCGGUUUGUGGCAGAAGGAGGAGGCCUGUUCAUUGCUGGCCAUGCUUGGUACUGGUCCUAUUCUAAUCCAAAUGUGCACUCUGAAUACCCAGGAAACAAAAUCCUCAACAAGUUUGGAAUUACAAUUCUGUCGACAACAGUUGAAGCAGGAGUAUAUAAGGGUCUGGAUCCUCAGGCAACUGCUAACACUUACCACUUCCCUAGAGCAAUCAGCCAAUUGUUGUGUGACCUGCAGGGUGGAGCAAAUCUGAAGGCUCCUCUGGAUAGUUGGUUGUCACAGCUCACACAGGAUACCAUACAAUUUAUGAAGGUGCCAGAAAGCCCUCUAAUUUCAUUGCUGCUGCAUGAGCUGGUAUCUGUAGUAGGGGGCUAUAAACUGCCUGAGGUUAGUAAAAUGUGUCCAGUGAAAAAUGGCUCCAAGGACGCUUUCCUGAUAUGUCUGGCCCAAGAUCUCAGCAGCUUUGCUAAACUAGAUGACCAAGAAUUGAAAAAUUUGCUGGACCAACCUGCUGUCACUGUGCAGAUUGAUGCUACAAACACUGGUGACGAUGCAUGGAGAAGUACUGGACUCUACCUCCCUCCCAGGAAAACAGCAAUACUUCUGUUUCCAGACUCAGUCUUGGGGAAAGGUCUUCAGGUUCAGGUUGGUUGUCAUACAGAUAACCUGAGUAGCCGAAAUGAGCUGUGCCGUGCUCCAGUGGUUGUCUUAAAGAAGAGUGUUACUGAUCAGAGGGUUGUGGUCUCCUCUGUCUGGGGAGGCCUGCUGUACAUUAUUGUGAAGGGAAACAGCAAUCUGGGGAUGAUUUCAGUAUCAGUGCAUGGAGCAGAACUGGCUCCAACCUAUAUAAAAGGCCAAACUUCCAACUCAUCCUGGGUGCAAACUAUUCGCAAAUAUCCAGCUCCUUGGGCUGAGCUGAUUACAGAUAACAUAAUCCUUACUGUCCCUUCUGAAGUAAUCCGCUCAUUAGAUGACCCUGAUGAUUUAAUGACUCAGUGGGAUGAUGUCAUGGUGGCAGUAGCUGAUCUUGCUGCAAUUCCAAAGAAAUUUGCACGUCCUGAAAGAAUCGUGGCGGAUGUGCAGCUCUCUCUAGGUUGGAUGCAUUCUGGAUAUCCAAUAAUGUGUCAUCUGCAGAGAGCAAAGGAUAUGAUAGACCUUCAGCAAAUAAAAAAAAGUGGAUUAUGGGGAUAUGUACAUGAACUUGGUCACAAUCAGCAGAAGUCUAAUUGGGAAUUUCCCCCUCAUACCACAGAAGCCACAAAUAACCUGUGGUCUGUAUAUGUACAUGAGACGGUGCUGAACAUUUCUAGGGAUCGAGCUCAUCCUGAUCUAAAGCCAGCUGAUAGGACUGCACGACUGACAAAGUAUAUAAAGGAUGGAGCCAAACUGCAAGAUUGGAGUAUGUGGACUGCUCUUGAGACAUAUCUUCGGUUACAAGAGGCCUUUGGCUGGGAUCCCUUCAAACACCUUUUCUCCGAAUAUCAGACAUUGUCAAAUGUCAACAAUAACAAUAAGGAUAAGAUGAAUCUAUGGGCAGAGAAGUUCUCUCAAGCUGUUCAUAAGAACCUGGCCCCAUACUUCCAGGCCUGGGGGUGGCCCAUUGAGGAGAAAAUCAUAGCCAAUGUAUCCACUUUGCCUGAAUGGGAAGAGAAUCCUAUGAAGUCUUACGUCGCUUCCAAAUAAAUGUAACACUAAAAACAACAUAAACAGAAUUUUACUGUUACACAUAUUGUUGUAAAGCAAUAUAUUUUCUUGCAGUUUAUAAAAUUGUACACUGCCAAUUAUUUCCAAUCUCAGGAAUCAAAUGUGGUAAACCUAGCUAUGCACUACAGGCUAUGCAGUAGUAUCUGAUUUAUCUAUGUAACUGAUUAAUGCUUUGGGAAUCGGGAAGUACUAACCUGGUAGCAUCUGCAUCUAUAUAGCAAAUAGAACAUAAACAUUAUGGGCGUCAUUUAUAAAACUGAAAAGCUGUGACUUCCACAUUGCAUUUCAUUAUGUAUGAGUGCACUUACUAAUCUGCCUCAUACAGUAUGUACAAACAUACACAAGUGCGCGGAAAUAUUCUGGAAUUCAGAACAGCCUCAGAAAGGCAGUAAUAAUUAUGCAGGUUUGGCUUGAAAUUUAGAGUGGGAAAAGUGAAGUAUUUUGCUUGAAAGUAAACUGUCACUGUCUUGUAUUCUAAAUUGAUUUUAUUCUCAUUAAUGAUUGAUUGUUUUACGUCUUACAUUAAUAAAGAGUG
Molecule: messenger RNA, 3629 nt
Organism: Pseudophryne corroboree (corroboree frog)
Lineage: Eukaryota; Metazoa; Chordata; Amphibia; Anura; Myobatrachidae
Product: TRPM8 channel-associated factor homolog
Exons: 8
Coding region: 215-3073 (952 amino acids)
Biological process (GO): positive regulation of protein targeting to membrane
Cellular component (GO): plasma membrane
Molecular function (GO): transmembrane transporter binding
Source: RefSeq, a predicted model, not a curated record